Molecule: messenger RNA, 3720 nt
Organism: Aspergillus ochraceoroseus IBT 24754
Lineage: Eukaryota; Fungi; Ascomycota; Eurotiomycetes; Eurotiales; Aspergillaceae
Product: putative cell division control protein Cdc25
Exons: 3
Coding region: 1-3720 (1239 amino acids)
Biological process (GO): positive regulation of GTPase activity; Ras protein signal transduction
Cellular component (GO): plasma membrane
Molecular function (GO): protein binding; guanyl-nucleotide exchange factor activity
Source: RefSeq, a predicted model, not a curated record
AUGUACGAAACCCGCAUAGCAGAGCCAUUGGCUGCCGACCCCGGAUUCGCACCCAUGAAUAAGACCAAGGCCUUCGUGACUACCUACGAGUAUACUGAAAAGCAAAUGGCUGCCGCUAUGACUGCUACUGCUCCCAGAAGCCGUAGUCGUGGAAAUAGUUUGUCUAUCCAGCAGCAAGAGAUUAUGGCUGACCAGUCGCCCAUACGGCAUAAAUCGUCUAUGAAAGCGCCCAGCCCAGAACCCGCUCCCGCUCUGUUUGUCCGGGCUAUGUAUGACUAUGAUGCGGACGAUCACACGAGCUUGAGUUUCCGACGGGGGGAUGUCAUCCAGGUUCUUAACCAGCUGGAAACUGGGUGGUGGGAUGGUGUCAUCAACAAUAAUGUGCGGGGCUGGUUCCCUAGUAAUUACUGUGAUGUGAUUACUGAUUUGAGGGAAUUGGAAGAGCAAGUGGCGCAUGCACAUGAUGAAGGGGAUUUCAGCGCAGACUCGGGCGCGGGAGAAGACCUCGAGGAGGAGCACGACGACGAUGUUGACUCUGCGGGUAACCCCCGGGAUUCACAACCGCUCCUCCCAAUCGAGGGCGUGGAGGCUCCCAAGGAGCAGGAGGAAGCUGCCUUUUGGAUCCCCCAAGCGACCCCGGAUGGUCGUUUGUUCUACUUCAACACGCUCACUGGUUAUAGCACUAUGGAGCUGCCCUUCGAAAACCCAUCUGUCAACGAGAACGGUCCCUACGACCGGAACCAUGUCUUUGUUCCCGACCAGACUCGACCCCCGCCGGAGAUGAUGGCUCGCGGGUUUGAACGAGACGAGGAUGACUACGAUGGCUCGGCGUCUGAAGCUGAAGGCGAGUCUCUGAUGCUUGCCUCUCAUGACUCGAUGUCCCGGAGGCGUCAGUCAUUCAUCGACGGAGUAUCUCCCGCUACAUCUAUGGACUCUCUGCACCCACCGUCUGCGACCAAAUCUUCUAUCAAUGAGGGGAAGAGUCCGAUCAUGCGAAAUCCACAGAAGCAGCUUUACGGCUCCGUGGGUGCAGGGAGCAACCCUUCUAUCGCAGAACCUCUCCACAGGCCUUCCACCUCCUCGGGAUUUUCACAGCAUUUUAUUGAUGAGGGCGCAUCCCCCCCCAUCACCUGGCCUUUGCUCGUGGAUAACAUGAGCCAGGCUGUGGAGGCUUAUCGCCAGACCCUGUUGAGCGGUGAUCGUUCGGAAUACGUGAGGAAGGCUGAAGACAUAUCAGACCAUCUGCGCAUGCUCCUGGCUGCUGGUUCAGACACUACCGAUAACCAUUCUGGAAACCCUUCCAUUAUUUCGACCAACAAGGCAUUAUAUCCUCAUUUCCGCGAUAUGAUGUCUAAAUUCUCGAAGCUGGUUCUUUCAUCACACAUUGCUGCGGCGGAUUGGCCGAGUGUCGAUUCGGUGAAUAAGUGUCUACAGGAAGCGGAUGGUGUCAUGCACGGUGUGUACGGAUAUGUUGAGGUCGCAAGACACCAGCGCGGUGAAUAUAUUCGUCGAAUUACUCCGGGCUUCUUGGCAGGUAGCGCUUCGGGUGGCUCUUGGCAGAAUAAUGGUGUCUCUCUCAACGAGUCUGGUCCAACGUCGUUUUUGGACCAGGAUGGAGCUGAUCUGCGGACUGAGCCGUCGGUCCCUCUUGAAUCCAGUCUUUUGGAACAUAUCGAUGUUCUACGAAGGUCCUUUGUUGGGAGCAUUCGUCGAUUGGAGGAACGCUUAACCCUCAACCAGAAGAAGAUUGUGACCGUUACAGAGCAUGAGGAGAUUAGCGAGUCUGUAGCCGCCUCCGCUGUCAAGGUUAUUGAACAAUUCCGUCCAUGGGGCUCGGCGAUCGAAUCCAUCAACCUUGCGCCCCUGGGAACUAGCUUCCAAAAUCCCCAACUCGUAGAUUUUAGCUUGCAAAAGCAACGAGUCUACGAUGCGAUUGCUGAUUUUGUUCUCAGCUGCCAAGCCAUUUCCGCGCCCUUGGGUGAUGAGUGGGCGGAACUGCGCGGCGACUCUCUCGAUGACCGCUUGAACGCUGUUCGAGCGGUUGCUAGACAACUUGAAAAUUAUGUGUCUCAGAUUGGAUUCUCGCUCUCACUUCUCCUUGAACAGGUUCCAGAGGCAGCGACGCUCCGAAGCGAAAGUCGUGUUGGGGUUGAGACCGAGGCAAUCAAGGGCUUGCAUGGCCGCACUGAAUCGCGUGUAGCGGAUUCAAUCGGUAUCCCGUCUACGCACCCGCUGGAGAACUCGUCAGAGAAAGUGCGGCGUAACAUGGACAAGGCCCAGAGAUUCUUUGGACAAGCUCCGCCGGCAGCCAUCACCCGAGAGCCUAUUCGGGAUUUGGCUCGUGAACCGGAAGAGACGCCAUGGUUCUUGAAGAUGGACCAUGGAGAUGAAGUGUUCUACGACACCAAAGGCGACGUCCCCACCUUGAAGUGCGGUACACUGGCAGGGUUGGUGGAGCACUUGACUCGUCACGACAAGCCCGAUCCCUCUUUCAACAACACUUUCCUUCUUACAUACCGCUCGUUUACAACUGCGUCAGAGCUCUUUGAAAUGAUCACACAGCGGUUCAAUAUUCAGCCUCCAUUCAGCUUGAGUGCAGAUGAGAUGCAGAUGUGGAUUGACAGGAAGCAGAAACCUAUUCGAUUCCGCGUGGUGAAUAUCUUGAAGAGUUGGUUUGAGAACUUCUGGAUGGAACCCAACGAUGAGGCCCACAUGCAGCUCCUCGGACGCGUCCAUGAUUUCACCAAGGAUUCAAUUGCUACCACGAAGACUCCAGGUUCGACUCAAUUGUUGACUGUCAUUGAACAGCGGCUUCGCGGCCAGGACACCACCGUCAAACGACUAGUCCCUACGCAAGCAACCCCUGCCCCGGCUCCUAUCAUUCCGAAGAAUAUGAAGAAAAUCAAGUUCCUGGACAUUGAUCCUACGGAGUUUGCCCGUCAACUCACCAUCAUCGAAUCUCGUCUUUACUCGAAAAUUCGACCAACUGAGUGCUUGAACAAAACCUGGCAGAAAAAGGUCGGGCCUGACGAGCCUGAACCGGCCGUUAACGUGAAGGCCCUGAUUCUUCACUCCAACCAGCUCACGAACUGGGUCGCUGAGAUGAUUCUCAACCACUCCGAUGUGCGCAAGCGAGUGGUAGUCAUCAAGCAUUUUGUCAAUGUCGCAGAUAAAUGCCGCUCUUUGAACAAUUACUCUACCCUGACUUCCAUUAUCUCGGCACUUGGAACUGCACCAAUUCACCGACUUUCGCGUACAUGGUCUCAAGUUAGUGGACGAACUUCUGCUAUUCUGGAACAGAUGCGCAAGCUCAUGGCGAGCACCAAGAACUUUGGCGAGUAUCGUGAAACACUUCAUCUCGCUAAUCCACCCUGCAUCCCAUUCUUCGGCGUGUAUUUAACGGACUUGACAUUCAUUGAAGAUGGUAUCCCAUCUCUCACACCGUCGGAGCUGAUCAAUUUUAACAAACGUGCAAAAACCGCGGAGGUCAUUCGUGACAUCCAACAAUACCAGAACUCACCCUACCUUCUUACCCCGGUUCCCGAAUUACAAGACUAUAUCCUCACUAAUUUACAGGGCACUGGUGAUGUGCACGAUAUGUAUGAACGAAGCUUAGAAGUGGAGCCAAGAGAAAGGGAAGAUGAAAAAAUUGCGAGGUAUGCCACCAGCAGGGAUAAGAGUGCUUUGACUCUUGCAACCCUGGUAAUAUCAUCACGAUAA